GCCUUACACAACCUAAAUUAAUUAACGCAUCUCUCUUUUCUUUAAUUUCUUUCUCUUGUCAUCUAAGUUAUCAAUUUAACCUAUUUUUGCAGCAGUUUGUGACGCCGCCGUCUGUUGUGGCGGUGAUACAGUAUAAUUAUUAAGAGACAGGGUGAGAACAACGAUGGAUAUGUGUAACGUAGUGCAUGCGUUAAAGCCCAUUCUGCUAAUGGUGCUGGUGCAGGUUGCAAAUGCUUGGGUCAAUGUUCUCUACAAGCUCGCGCUUAACGAUGGCAUGAACUUGAGUAUCAUUGUUGCUUACCGUUAUGUUUUUGCAACUGCUUUCAUUGCUCCACUUGCUUUCAUUGUUGAAAGGAAAACGAGGACAAAGAUGACUUGGACGAUACUGUUUCAGGCAUUUCUGUGCGGCUUAAUUGGUGGAGCAUUGCCUCAAAACUUAAACAUGGAAGCGAUUGCUUUAACUUCAGUAACGUUUACAACAGCCAUAUCCAACCUCAUUCCAGCCAUCACUUUUAUCAUAUCCCUCUCCUUCGGAUUGGAGAGAUUAAAUUUAAGAAGAGCAGGAGGGAAGGCGAAGAUAAUUGGAACAAUAACUGGAAUUAGUGGGGCAAUGCUACUGACAUUCAUUAAAGGCCCAGAAGUUAAGAUGCUGUCUUUCCAUGUAAACCUUUUCAACCACCGAAACGGCCAUGUCGUACAUCCACACGCUACUUCUGGCCUUAUGACCAUAUUUGGUGCUCUCGCUUCUGUCGCAAGCAACGUCUCUUAUGCCAUGUGGCUUAUCAUUCAGGCAAAGAUGAGUGAAAGAUACCCGUGUCCUUAUUCGAGCACAGCGUUGAUGUCCCUAAUGGGGGCAGUGUUAUCCAUUUCGUUUGCUUUUUGUGUUGAAAGGGAUUUGAGUCAGUGGAGGUUGGGUUGGAAUAUCAGACUAUUGACUGUGGCUUAUGCGGGUAUAGUGGUUUCUGGAGUGAUGGUAGCCGUGAUUUCGUGGUGUGUACGCACGAGAGGUCCACUGUUUGUCUCCAUUUUUAGCCCUCUAAUGCUUGUGGUUGUGGCCUUUGCUGGAUCCACUAUUUUGGACGAGAAACUAUACCUUGGAAGCAUCAUUGGAUCAAUGUUGAUUAUUUGCGGAUUAUACGUGGUUCUUUGGGGUAAGAGCAAAGAGAUGAAGAAGAAUCAAUCUGGUCAGUCAGAAAGCACCCAUAAAUCUGACACAAUUGAAAUAAUGGUCAAACCUCGUGUAGAAGAUAAAAGCAACAAUAAGAGCAAUACCCUCAUUAACUCUGUAAAUGUGACGGGGGAUAAUAAAGAUUCAUGGAAAAAUGGACGUGAAAGCAAUGUAUCACAUAUACACUGCUGCAAGGUGCAAGAAGAAGUAACAUCUCAGAAUGUCUCACGUACCUAAACACUUCAUACAUGAAAAGUGCGCUACUAAAGAAAUUUGAAUUUAAGGGACCAAGUCAGUUUUGGAGUUUUACGUGGGAGUUUAAGGGUUUCGACGCUGCGAAGUUAGGAAUACAAGGCUUGUUAGUGGAUCUCAAAAUGCCGACGACCAGAUAAAAUAUGUAACACAUAAAAGUCAUGAUGGCCCAAAAACUACAGUACCAUGAUGGUGGACCUAACCUUGGUGAUGGGCCCAUGAAAGGGAACACGAGAACGGUGUUAUUGUGUUGUUGUUGGGAGCCUAAGUCUGAGGUGGGUAUAGGAAAUUUGGAGCUACGAUGAUAAAAUUUCGAGGGACGUUGGACAACGAAAUAAGGUGAGGUUGUUGGCUACCAAUUUUGAUGAUGUUACACGGGAAGCUUUGGUGCUUUACCUUAAUAAAAAUCAAUUCAAUUUUUUUA
This is a messenger RNA of Glycine soja, 1844 nucleotides long. Its product is annotated as WAT1-related protein At1g68170-like. The record is from RefSeq and is a predicted model, not a curated record. The transcript is spliced from 8 exons. Lineage: Eukaryota; Viridiplantae; Streptophyta; Magnoliopsida; Fabales; Fabaceae. Gene Ontology annotation, cellular component: plasma membrane. Bases 164 to 1405 code for a protein of 413 amino acids. Gene Ontology annotation, molecular function: transmembrane transporter activity.